Messenger RNA from Setaria italica (foxtail millet), 653 nucleotides. RefSeq names its product DNA-directed RNA polymerase II subunit 4. Gene Ontology annotation, biological process: transcription initiation at RNA polymerase II promoter; positive regulation of translational initiation; mRNA export from nucleus in response to heat stress. The transcript has 2 exons. The coding region runs from base 82 to 513 and encodes 143 amino acids. Gene Ontology annotation, cellular component: RNA polymerase II, core complex; P-body. Gene Ontology annotation, molecular function: nucleotide binding; translation initiation factor binding. The record is from RefSeq and is a predicted model, not a curated record. NCBI's taxonomy places the organism in Eukaryota, Viridiplantae, Streptophyta, Magnoliopsida, Poales, Poaceae.
CUCUCGCUCGUCUUGACCCUCUCCUUCCCUUCCAUCGUCGAGUCCAACUCCAGCGCAUUCGUUUUGAUUGGAAGCGGCAAGAUGUCCGGUGAGGAGGAGGAGAACGCUGCCGAGCUCAAGAUCAGCGAAGAGUUCCUGAAGGCCAAGUGCCUGAUGAACUGUGAGGUGGCGAUCAUCCUGGAGCACAAGUACGAGCAGAUCCAGCAGCACGCGUCAGAGUCGGACCCGUCGUCGCAGGUGUCCCAGGUGUUCGAGAAGUCGCUGCAGUACGUGAAGAACUUCAGCCGCUACAAGAACCCCGACGCCGUGCGCCAGGUCCGCGAGACGCUCAGCCGCUACGGCCUCGCCGAGUUCGAGCUCUGCACGCUCGGCAACCUCUGCCCGGACACCAGCGGCGAGGCCACCGUGCUCGUACCAUCCCUCAAGUCCGGGGGGAGGUUUGUCGGCGACGCCGGCAACGAGAAGAUUGAGAAGAUGCUCAACGACCUCUCCCUCAUCAAGAAGUUUGAGUAGGAGUGCCAUGGGCGUGCCUUAUUCAGUUCUUCAGUUUCCCUAGCUGUGUGUGUGACCUGUGAGACUUUUCUUAGCAGCUGACAAUGUAGUAGAAUUCCUACUGAUCAUCAAUGUUACAGUCAGUCAACUUGAUCUGCCUC